CGCGGGCUCGCUAAAUUUGCGGAUUUAGCGGGGGGUGCUUGAUCGAAAUGAGCGCCUGCGCCUGCCGGUGAUUUCGUGUUGCUUCCUUCUCCUAUCGAUUCAGGCCGUAAUUCCAGACCACCGGCCGGCGUGGUCUCGAAAAUUUCGUCGGUAAAUGGUAACCGGUUUCAGCAUGUUCACGAGACGUGUUUUGGCUUUCUGAUUUCUGGUGUUAUUCGAUUGGAAAUAUGUGGGAUUUGGGACCGGUAUAUAAUUCAUAAUCAAGCGUGUAGGAUCUAUGCAUAGCUCGUAUGUUACUGCUAUUUACUCGGAUUUUAAUGCUGUUUACUCGUGGAUUUGUCGGGUUCAGUCGUCAGGAAUUCGUAGAUUCAGCUAAAAAAACUUUUGAGUUUGCGUUCAUCGGUCCUACUAUUUUGCACCAAGUGUUUGAGUUUAAUUUUUUUUUAAAAAAAAUACCUGCGUGGGGGAAUCGAUUUAUCCCUAGCAUUCUGUGGACAUAAAUCAAUUGAAAUUUUGGAGUCCUUAUUUAGCUUGUCACCAUGAAUCAAUCCUACUUAAUUUCUGGCUGCAUGCAAAAUCUGCCUAUCCCUUUAUGGACUAUGCUAUUUAUAGUACCUAUAUUUUCCCUCAGCCAUUGGACUCUAUUACAAACCAAUGUGAUUCUGAUGAGAUUUGGUCCACUUGUACAGAAACAUGCGGAAAUGAUCCCGAUCUCCGUUUUCAACUGAUUAUUUUUCUUUAAGAGAAGGUGCUGUUUGUUUCAACAAGGAGUAUGGGAACGGUAAUACAACUGGAAAUAAAAACGCCUUUUGUUUGGUUCGUCUCUCUGGAGUGCAGCGAUCAAAUAUUUGCCGCUGAGACACAUGAAGGGAACCAAUAACACUCCUAGGGGAGGGGCAAAAAAGUUCUACCGGGUCGGAUCGAUUUACGCUGCAACUGAUUACGGACUCAUCCAUCCAAACAUAAAAUAGCGUUAUGCAUUUACGCAGGGAAUCAUUGGCGGUCUAAAAAUGUCGAACCAAACAGCUCCUCAAUUGGUUCUGCUCUCUGCCUUAGAUUGAGAUCCAAGUUUACUGACAUUUCUAGUUAUAGUGUUAUUUUUAUACUUAUUAUUUUGCCAAAAUAUUCAAUUUGUUCUUGUCACCAGUGGUUUUGAAAUGCAGUCAGAAACUUGCAACACUCGAUAUAAUCUAAUACCUAUUCUGCUCAACAGUUGCGAAUAGGUUUAUUGGGCAUAGACUUGUGAAACCAUUCUGCCUGGCAAAGGGCUGUAAUUUGGUCCUUGCAAUGGAAUGAGCAAAGAAAUGAUCCAAAGAAUAUCGUUUAUGGAAGUAACUUGAUAGGUUCUGUUAGUAUGUUACAUGCUAGCUAAUCCAUUUAUAUCAGACAGCUGUAAUCGCUCCACAAUUUUUGUAUCUCCUAACUUUGUCUAGAAUCUUACAUUUAUCAUUGCAUCGAAGCUUGUUUUGUACUAUAUAGUAUCUCAUUUCUCCUUUUUUCUCCUCCCAGGAUAUAUAUAUCAAUCAAUGCCCCUGUGAUAUCGAGCUUCAGUUGAUGCAGUGGUGAAAACAUCUUCUCGAAAAACUGCUGGCUGCAAGUUGCAAAAGUUUGUCUUUCCCUUGUUGUGUUGUUGCUUCCUUCUCUGGUGGAGUACACGGGAGAAGUUUGCAGAUACAGGCAGCUCCUUUCAAAUCUCCUAUGUCCAGGGAUUUGGACUGUCCUGUUCAGACACAGAUGGCUGUGGCAGUCCUGGACCGGAGCUUUAGCAGCGAAUAUCCUGGAGGUAGCAGAAUUGAGGGGAGGCAACUGAGCUGGAAGAGAGUAUUUGUCCAAACUGACAAUGGUUCUGUCCUUGGCAUCGAGCUGGAGAGAGGAGAAAACGUACAAACUGUGAAAAAGAAGCUCCAGAUAGCCCUCAAUGUGCCCACUGAUGAGAGCUCAUUGACCUUUGGUGACCUAGUUCUGAAUAAUGAUCUUAGCAGCAUUCGCAAUGACUCACCCUUGUUUCUCAAAAGGAAUCAGAUUCACCGGAGCAAUUCCACACCUUGCCUCUCACCUACAGGUAAGAAUGUUUUGCAAAGAGACCGGAGUGGACCCAUUGAAAUCCUUGGCUGUUCAAGUCCUUCAUCUCGGAUGAAGCAGCUUGCUAAGGAUGUCAUUAAAGCCAUAAUGAAUGAUGUUGACCCAGUCGCUGUUAACAGUGGGAUGGGUGGUGCCUACUACUUCAAGAACAUUUGGGGAGAGCGUGUGGCAAUUGUCAAGCCAACUGAUGAGGAACCAUUUGCUCCAAAUAAUCCAAAAGGUUUUGUGGGGAAAGCUCUGGGACAGCCGGGCCUGAAAAGGUCUGUACGGGUUGGGGAGACAGGCUUCAGAGAGGUUGCUGCUUACCUCCUCGACUAUGGUCACUUUGCAAAUGUUCCUCCCACCAUGCUGGUCAAGAUAACACACACAAUCUUCAAUGUGAACGACUGUGUUGGCUGCAAAAGUAAAGUGUUCUGCAACAAAUCAGAGGCUGUGAGCAAGAUUGCAUCGCUGCAGGAGUUCAUUCCUCAUGAUUUCGAUGCCAGUGACCAUGGGACCUCAAGCUUCCCUGUAUCUGCAGUGCAUAGGAUUGGCAUCCUUGACAUUAGAAUCUUCAACACUGACAGGCAUGCUGGAAAUCUUCUGGUCAAGAAGCUUGGUCCUGGCGCCGACAAUUUUGGAGAGCAGACAGAACUCAUUCCUAUUGACCAUGGUCUCUGUCUUCCAGAAUGCCUAGAAGACCCAUACUUCGAGUGGAUCCACUGGCCGCAGGCAUCUGUUCCUUUCUCCGAGGAGGAGCUUGAGUACAUUGCAAGACUUGAUCCUGUAAAAGAUGCAGAAAUGCUACGCAUGGAGCUACCCAUGAUACGAGACGCAUGUCUCAGGGUGCUGGUGCUAUCAACAGUAUUUCUCAAGGAAGCUGCAGCGUCUGGCCUCUGCCUCUCGGAGAUUGGAGACAUGAUGAGCAGGCAGUUCACUGCGAAGGAGGAGGAACCGAGUCAGCUUGAGCUGCUCUGCAUGGAGGCAAGGAAGUGGGUUGAGGAAAGAGAGUCCUUUCUUCCCAACGAAGCCGGAGUUGAAGAUGACGAUGAUGACUUCACCCAGUUCCUUAUCGACGGCGAGGAUGAUUAUCCGGAUGCCUUGGAACCAUCAGCUUUCUGCAAGUUUGGUAGCAUGAAGGCAAGUUCUAGGAAUCCACUGUCCAAGCUAGAUGAGCGUGACGAGGAAGACGGAGACGGGACCGAGGAGGACGACGACGACGACAUCUUGACCGGUGCAUUGCCUCAGAGGAUCUCGUCUAUCUCCAAGCUGUCGUCAUCCAUGAAGGGGCUUGGCUUCAUUGGGAAACCCAAGCCCUACCGCACGUGCCUUCGGAAGGGUAAAGCGACAGGCAGAACUAAGUACACCGGCAAAGCCAGCGAGCAUCAGUCCGGCAGCAGGAGCGCCAACGAGCUGCUCCCGCCCAGCGCCAGUUUCGUGAAGCUGUCGGACAUGAGCCCUAAACAGUGGAGCGCAUUCCUCGACAAGUUCCAGGAGCUGCUCCCAGGUGCCCUGAGCGCCCGGAAGCACGCUGCCGGUGUCGUCGGCCAGCGCUCGAUGCCGAGGCUGGGCACGUCUUGCCAGUUUUGAGAGUAGCAGAAGAGAAGCCACCGAACCCAAGGUAUGACGAACGCGCUUCUGUUCGAGCUCUGGUGUGCAGCAGCCAAGCAGGUACGGAGUAUUAUAUAUGCUUGUAGUAGGUGUCUGGAGCCGGUGGUGGUAGAGAGGGUCCGAGAAUAAGAUCAUCCAUGGCAUGUGAGAUGAGGUUGCGGGAGAAGGAAGGGGGUUGUGUGUGUUUGUGCAUAGUGUUUCGCAUAAGAGGUCCGUUGUUCUUUUUUCUUCUUCUCUGUAUAUAGUUAAGUACUCCUACUGCUACUGCAUCGCAGCACCGGGCACGGGCUGGGAUCUCGGCCGUUGUUAUCUGAACGAUGGUGGUGAGUGUGCUGGCGUCGCCUGCUCUCUGCUCUGUCUUUGCCGCUGUACCAUUUUGGAGGCGCUUACCAUAUUAUGAACUUUGAACUAUGAUAUGAUGUUCGCUACAGAUUAUAUUGCAUAAAUAUCACAUGUUCUCUGUA
Messenger RNA from Zea mays, 4136 nucleotides. Its product is annotated as phosphatidylinositol 4-kinase gamma 7. The transcript is spliced from 2 exons. Gene Ontology annotation, molecular function: protein binding. The record is from RefSeq and is a predicted model, not a curated record. The coding region runs from base 1699 to 3651 and encodes 650 amino acids. Lineage: Eukaryota; Viridiplantae; Streptophyta; Magnoliopsida; Poales; Poaceae.